Molecule: messenger RNA, 1493 nt
Organism: Gracilinanus agilis (Agile Gracile Mouse Opossum)
Lineage: Eukaryota; Metazoa; Chordata; Mammalia; Didelphimorphia; Didelphidae
Gene: STX4
Product: syntaxin 4
Exons: 11
Coding region: 110-1003 (297 amino acids)
Biological process (GO): exocytosis; intracellular protein transport; vesicle fusion
Cellular component (GO): SNARE complex; plasma membrane; endomembrane system
Molecular function (GO): SNAP receptor activity; SNARE binding
Source: RefSeq, a predicted model, not a curated record
UACCAGUGUUCGAGAUUGGGAACUUUGGAGGCCUUGAGUUUGGGGCCGAAUCUGUAAGCCCCCCACCAGGUGCGGGGGGGGGGGGGGGGGGGGGAAAAACUAGGUCAGCAUGCGGGACCGGACCCACGAACUGAGACAGGGAGAUGACAGCUCUGAUGAUGAGGGGAAAGAGCGAGUGGCCCUGGUUGUGCAUCCGGGCACCGCCAAAUUGGGGAACCCCGACGAGGAAUUCUUCCAAAAGGUCCGGGGCAUCCGACAAACCAUGGCGAGAUUGGAGAACAAAGUUAAGGAAUUGGAGAAGCAACAGAUCACCAUCCUCGCCACCCCUCUUCCUGAGGAGAGCAUGAAGCAAGACCUCCAGAACUUGAGAGAAGAGAUAAAGCAGUUGGGGAAGGAGAUCCGGACUCAGCUGAAGACCAUUGAUCCCCAGAAGGAGGAAGCAGAUGAAAACUGUAAUUCUGUCAACAUAAGGAUGAGAAAGACCCAGCAUGGAAUCUUAUCGCAACAAUUUGUUGACCUCAUCAACAAGUGUAAUACUAUGCAGUCGGAAUAUCGGGAAAAGAAUGUAGAACGGAUUCAGAGGCAGCUAAAGAUCACCAAUGCUGGAAUGGUGUCAGAUGAAGAGCUGGAACAGAUGCUGGAAAGUGGACAAAGUGAAGUGUUUGUGUCCAAUAUUCUGAAGGACACACAAAUGACAAGACAAGCAUUGAAUGAAAUCUCUACUCGACAUGGGGAAAUCCAACAGCUUGAAAGAAGCAUUAAGGAACUCCAUGAAAUCUUCACCUUCCUGGCCACUGAAGUGGAGAUGCAGGGAGAGAUGAUUGAUAGGAUUGAGAAAAACAUUCUCAGUUCAGCAGACUUUGUGGAGCGAGGUCAGGAACACGUCAAGUCUGCACUGGAGAGUCAGAAGAAAGCCAGAAAGAAAAAGGUUGCCAUCGCUAUUUGUGUGACCAUUGCUGUCCUCAUCCUUGCUUUAAUCAUUGGUCUCAGUGUAGGGACCUAAUAGCAACCUUCAUCAGCUGAGGUGAGGGGGGAGACUGGCUUUUGGGGGCACAUGGAACCUAGGAAGGAGGUCUUCAGCACUGCCUCCUCCUUACACCUCCAAGAGCAGUUAGGAGGCCCAGCUGGCAAAGAAGGCAGAUGUUUUACCUUGGAUGGGAAGGAGUGGGAGGAAGAUGGUGGCACCUAGAGCCCCUUUUAUCCCUUGUUCUACCCUCCAAAGACUUCCUGCCCUCUAUAGCCUCAUUUUAUUUCCCUCUUCCAUUCCCCUGAGCUUCACUCCCCCAUCCCUAGAAUCCUAUUCCAGACCUUCCUACCCAAUCUCCCAACCCUCAGGUGACUACUAGGUGGUUAAAUGGGAUGGAGAAGCCUUAAGGUGAGGACAGGAGAAGAGCUUAACCCUCUCUGGGCCUUUGCUCCAGCUUAAGUGGGUUUCUAGGUCCUGGGGCCAUCUAGGACAAAUUUUUAUAAGAAAUAAAGUUAAAACAAGUGUA